AUGGCACACGCGCGCUCCAGCAUGGCACAUCCACAGCGCGAACGCCCGGAAUGGAGCAGCGAGCAUCCAUGUACCCAUUGGAGACCGGGCCAUUCACCACCGCAGUCCCCACCCCACCCCAUCCCCCCGCGCAUCACGCCCAACCCGCAUCCGGAUCCGGAAACUUUCAUUCACCUCCCAUGGUCGCUCUCCCUGUUCGGAUCUAACAUUCGAGAGUUUGGUUCGGUCUCAGGCAGCGACGGCGUCACGGGCGUGGCAUCGAACGCGGACGCGGUGGCGAUGUGGAUGGUGUCCUGCAGGGCGCCGUGCGGCUGGUGCUCAAGUCCACAGGCGACACCACGCCUCCGUCCUCGGUGCCCUCCACAACACCCCCAACAUCCCGGCGGCUGGGCGGCACGGGACACGCGCUCCUCACAGUCUCCAACAUCCCGUUGGGUCGCCACCGCCUCUGCUAUAGAAAAUAAAGGGAAUACUGUGCUUGAAUUGCAGCAAAGAUCUAUUGAAUUCAGUUCCAUUAUACAAAGACAUCAAUCGAUGAAAUCAUCUUUGCUUGAACGGAUGCAUGUAUUGGAUGAAGCUAAUUAUUUGGUGAAGAGAGCUGCUUCUAUACAGGCUGCAGUUCCAUCUGUAAAUUCUGCUCCAGCAGUCACUUCUGGAGGCCCAUUUAAGCUUCCUAAUGGUGUUGGAAAGCCUGCAGCUCCUUUAGCUGAUUUGCUUGAUUUGAGUUCUGAUGAUGCUCCAGUGACUAUCUCGGCCCCUACAACAGCACCUAAUGAUUUUCUACAAGAUCUGUUGGGCAUUGGCUUGACUCAUUCGUCUCCUAUAGGCGGCGCUCCAUCUAUAAGCACUGACAUUCUGAUGGAUCUUCUAUCUAUUGGUUCAUCUUCUGUACAAAAUGGACCACCAACGUCAAACUUUAGCCUUCCUAGCAUAGAGACUAAAUCUGUCGCUGUUACACCUCAAGUUGUGGAUCUUCUUGAUGGUUUGUCCUCAGGCACAUCUCUUUCUGGUCAUGAGAACGUAACCUACCCCACAAUCACAGCAUUCCAGAGUGCAACUUUGAGGAUCACAUUCAGUUUCAAAAAACAACCUGGAAAACCUCAGGAGACUACAAUUAGUGCUUCUUUCACAAAUUUAGCAACCACUACAUUCACAGAUUUCGUCUUCCAGGCAGCUGUGCUAAAGGUUGCAUUUGCUUCUGACACUAAUCUCAUUCCCGACAACAGAGAUAUUAAAUAG
Molecule: messenger RNA, 1239 nt
Organism: Zea mays
Lineage: Eukaryota; Viridiplantae; Streptophyta; Magnoliopsida; Poales; Poaceae
Product: AP-1 complex subunit gamma-2
Exons: 6
Coding region: 1-1239 (412 amino acids)
Biological process (GO): intracellular protein transport; vesicle-mediated transport
Source: RefSeq, a predicted model, not a curated record